AUGCGGAAGAUUUCAGGGCCCCCCAGCGUUUGCUUGUGCGAAGCAGACGCUGCUGCUACUGCCCCCGCUGCUGCUGCUGCUGCUGCGAGUAGCUCGGUAAAAGUACCUAGCUCCCUUCCCCCCGAGGCAGCUAGCAGCGCCAAUGCUCCUGACGCUGUACACACACCUGACAUGGCCGAGGCGAUGCUCCGGCCGCACUGGAACCCCACAGAACACAGGGAAGCUGCGUCAGCUCCUGCAGCAGCGGAAGCAACAGCAGCGGCAGCGGCCCCCUUGACACGAAAAGAUAUAGUCGCAGCGCAAUCAGUGGACUCCUCAGACGGUACGCUGCCUCCGCAGCAUCAACUGCAGCAGAAGCAGCGACAGCAGGGGCUCCACACAGAGUUAACAUCUCCACCCUGUGGCGAGAGGGAUUCGUGCUGUGGCUGCAGCAAAAUCAGACCCAGCAGCAGCAACAGGCCGGCUACUGCUGCUACUGCACCGCAACACAAGCGGCCGCUUAGCACCUGCAAUGAGCACAGGACGCGCUGCUGCCUCACCCGCAGCGACUGGGGCAGCAACAGCAGCAACACCAGCAGCAGCAACAAUAGUAGCAGUAGCUUUGCGGAGCAUGACUCUGCAUGCAAUGUUUCGGCCGCAGAAUCAAGCUGCUCGGCCCCAGCAGCAGAAACGGGGGCAACAGAAACGACACAUGCAGCCGUCCCUGCUGCUGCUCCUCCUCUUCCUGAAGCCUCGGUAGCAGUGCCCCCGCUCCAUGCCGCAGGUGGAAAAAACAGUAGCUGCAGCAGCUGCAGCAGCAGCUGCUGCAGAAGCUGUUGCUGUCGCCCCGCAACAGUCACGCAGCCCAAUCGGCCUCAGGUUUUUCAGGUGUCUGCGGCAGCCCCUGUUGCAGCAGCAGCAGGUGGGGGUGCUGCUGCCACGGAAGCAUCAGGAGCUGCAGGAGGAGCAGCGUCCCCUCCAGAAUCCCCUUCGCAUGAAUCAGAUAAAACAAAAACAACUGCAGCAGCAGCAGCAGCAGCAACUCAUGCAUCAGGGCAAAGCGGUGCUAGGGCCCCAUGCCAAAGCCGUCUGGUUUCUGUGGGCAGCAGCAGCAGUAGGAAGAAUGCGCGGACGUGCGCAGCACCAGAUGCCGCAAUAACACCGGAAGAAACUGCGGUUGCAGCGCAAGCAGCAGCAGCAGCAGCACAAGGAGCAGCUGGGUGUCAGCAAGCUGUAGGGGGCUGGCAGGUCCCAUUGAGCUUGCCUUUGCCUCUGUCUUUAGCUCCUGUGUCUUAUACUCGUCGUGUGAUGGCAGCAGCUGCUGCUGCUGCUUCCGCUACCGCUGCUGCUGCCGCUGCAGCUGCUAACGCCGCAGGGACGCCGCGAUCAGCUGCUGCUGCAGCAGAAGCAACAGCACAAAAUCGCCGAAUGCAGCAGCUCCAUGUAGAAGAUGCUGUGCUGCUGCUGCAGGUCGCCUUCGACCUGCAGAGGCACUCUGUGCUGCUGCCUACGCUGCAUGUUGUGGGGGAGGACGGUGCCCCUGCAGGGCUGCAGCCGUGUGGUGCUCUCCUCUGCAGCAGCAGCAACAACAACAAAAACAGAAGGAGCAGUAGACAUGACGGCAGCGGCAGCAAUGGGAAUCGAACAGGAUCGACUACUACUGCUGCUGCUGCUGGACAUGAGGAAGCACGGCAGCGUUGGGCUGACCCUGGUUUCAGCAGCAUUGGCAGCAGCAGCAACAGCACGGAAGUGCUGCUGCCUCAUUUACCUGUCAUUACACCUGAAGAGCUGCAGCAGCUGCAUGCAGCAGCAAUUCGCCUCUAUGGAGAAGGUAUGGUUCCUUCCUUUUGGCAGCAGCAGCUCUUUUUGAAUCAGCAGCGGCUAGGGCAGAACUACGCCCUGCAGCAGUUGCUGUAUCGGCUGUUGCAGGAGCAGCACGUGCACCAACAGCAACAACACUACUCGCCGCAGCAGCUCUGGCAUCUUGAGCAACAGUGGCAGCAGCAGCAGUGGCAGCUGUACCAACUCUGGCAGCAGCAGCAGCACUACUACCGUAGCUCGCCCAGACUAGGCACACGAUGGGUCAAUAUGAGGCCCAACGGGAGGGAGCAGAAGCAGCAGCAACAGCAGCAGAAGCAGCAGCAGCAGAAGCACAGUUCCCGCCCAUCCCGUCAUCACAACCGCCAUUGGACAGCAAAUUCCUGUCCACCUGCUGCUAGAGCAGCAGCAGGUGCAGCAGCAACAGCAGCAGAACCAGCUGCUGCUGCUGCAACACCUGUCAAGUCCGUUCCCGCCGAGGCUGGAUCUGCUGCUGCAUCGCGUGGUGGUGCUGCUAGCAGCAGACGCCAAGCAGGCACCCGACGGCCUCGGCGCUCUGUAGCAGCCUUUGCUGCGAACAAUAGUUGCAGUGGCAGAUCAGCAGCAGCAGCAGCAGAACCAUCUAGGCAGCGCGCUGCUGAUGUAGCUGCCCGCCACAAGGCUUUCCGUGGCCUUUGUGCUGCUUUAGGGUUUAUGGCUGGCGCCUUGCUGCAGGAGAAUGCCAGCAGCAGCCCAGAGGCAGCAUCAGCAACACCAGCAGCAGAUGCAGCAGCAGAUGCAGCAGCAGAUGCAGCAGAUUCCGCCCCAAAAACCGAACGAUCCCGCAACGACAACAACAACAACAGCAGCAGCAGCUGCUGCGCCAGUGCCCCUUGUAGCAACACUGGCAGCAGCAGCGGCACAAGCAGCAGCAGCGACAACAAAAAAGGUCCUGAUGCCAAGAGCCCACACGCAAGCACUGUCCCAUCUGCAGGAAAGCCUACCGCUUCCGGAGAGAGCCGCUGCAGCAGCAGCAGUAACAACAGCAGCAGCAGCAGUAGUAACUGCAGCGCCAGCAAUAGCAACAGCAACAACACCACUGGUAACAGUAGCAGCAGCAGCAGCAGUGUGGUGGAGGUACACUGCGUCGCUGCAAAGCCAAGGCGAAACCUAUCGGAUAGAAGCUGCAGUCGUGAGAGUUUGAGGGGCCCCCAGGGGGCCCCACCCGGCAUUAGCAGCUCUGAGGGGCCCUCUUGGGUCUCAGGGGGCCUCGCAGCAGCAGAAGGCUCUAGCCGGUAA
Messenger RNA from Eimeria maxima, 3075 nucleotides. RefSeq lists its product as hypothetical. The record is from RefSeq and is a predicted model, not a curated record. The coding region runs from base 1 to 3075 and encodes 1024 amino acids. The transcript has a single exon. Lineage: Eukaryota; Apicomplexa; Conoidasida; Eucoccidiorida; Eimeriidae.